This is a messenger RNA of Apis mellifera (honey bee), 2965 nucleotides long. Its product is annotated as voltage-dependent calcium channel subunit alpha-2/delta-4-like. The coding region runs from base 1 to 1140 and encodes 379 amino acids. Gene Ontology annotation, molecular function: voltage-gated calcium channel activity. The record is from RefSeq and is a predicted model, not a curated record. Gene Ontology annotation, cellular component: voltage-gated calcium channel complex. Lineage: Eukaryota; Metazoa; Arthropoda; Insecta; Hymenoptera; Apidae. The transcript is spliced from 7 exons.
AUGACAAAUGCAGAAACACGUUUCCGUUUCAGCGUACCUUUUAACGCCGCGGACAGUCCCAAUCCGUUAGUAACCGCUACUCACGCGGUUUUUAUCGGAACGGGACACAAAGCACCAGCAGCUGUCGUAGGUUUACAGUUUCAACAUUCUUCACUGGCCUCUCGCUUCGUCAAUAUUACUUCGACGUGUAGCGGUACGAAUUGCAAGAAAAAUUGCGCCUCCGACGCGUUAGACUGUUACAUCUUGGACAAUAACGGAUUCAUUAUAAUCAGCGAACGUCAUGAGCAUACUGGAAAAUUUUUCGGCGAGAUCGACGGCACUAUAAUGGAUUCGCUAGUUCAGGACAGAAUCUAUAGAAAAGUAACAGUGACCGAUUAUCAAGGUAUAUGCAGUCCACAAGAAUCUCAUCAAUCGUCCGCAUCGAGGACGUUCUCGGAAUCUGUCGCGAAAACGAUCGCGAUAUUGGGAAAUUUUCUUUGGAGCAUGGCAUUUGGCUUUAAUUUUCAAAAUUUAUGGCAAGUCGCAUUCGCAUUCGCCGGUGAAUCCGUGAGACCUCUGGACGAUUCGAUCGGACAAGUUCACGAAUUCGAGUCAUUGGCGAUAGACGGAGGAGGAGAACCGACGGACGAACCAAUAUCGGAUGGAAAUUUUCCAAGGCUUCCGACCAUUACCGCUGCAACCCCUGCGUCUCCUGGUACAACACGAGCUACGUCCACGCAUCAUUUACGAACAAGGCUAAGAUCAUGCGAGAAAAAAACGGAUCUUUAUAUUUUACAACCCGAUAGAUUGAAUACCAGCGGACAAAGUAAUCCGUUGAAAGGGAAAUUAACCAAUUGUCAUGACACCGGUUGCGAAAGGCCAUUCAGCGUACAAAAGAUUCCCCAUACGAAUUUGAUUUUGCUGGUAGUGGACACGUUGUGUCCAUGUGGAAGUAAACAAUUGAGCAUCGAACCCAUAGAGGCUCUGACAGAACCCGGUGCUUGCAUCGCGAGAAGAGAACGUUUGUACCGGCGCAGACCUCCCAAAUGUAUAAAUUAUCAUCCAGAAGAAAUGGAGAUCAAAUUUUGCGGUAGCGCGAAUCGUCCCUGUCAUUUCUUCUUCUUAUUCAUCGUCGCAAUUGUUUCAAGCACUCUCGCGUGACUUUGUUCCAAUUGACGAUUCUAUUAUACAUAUACACGCACACACAUUUAACAUACGGACGGAUAGAUAGACGAAGACAGAUACGGACGGACGAAUAGACGGACAGACAGACGGAUAUGAGAGACAGACAAAUAUGAAUACAGAUAUCCACGAAUUAACGUUUUUGAAAUGAAUUUAGCGUUGCCGUUUCUAUGAAACAGUUAUAAAAAUGAUAUACUAGUUUAUCGGUUUAAUACCUAUAUAAUUGAGUAAUACGUGCAUAAGAAUGAACGAGCGAGUGCACGUGUAUAUACAUAUUCAUAGAUAUAUUCGUACGUGUAUGCGUGCGUACAUAUGUACGUAUAUACGUACGUAUAUAUACGCGUAUGCACACAUACAUACACACACACAUACAUACAUAUAAAUAUACAUACAUAUAUACAUACUUGCAUAUUUGGAAGGAGGUUUACGCGUGUAAAUUACAGUCAUACAUACGUAUAACACGCGUUUGUAUGACUGUAAUUUACACGUAUUCGUGUACAUACACGUGCACUCUACGUGUACGUAACAAUCACGCAUGCACACGCAUAAGUCUCGCAUAGGCAUGCGUGUGUAUGCGCACAAAAGAGACGUGUACAUAUUCAAAUACAUAAUAUUAAUGUUGAUCUAUGAUUACAUAUCCCAUUAUAAAUUUUGUUGCAAAGAGAUUGUGAAUAUUUCCUAAUCGUAUCUAAGUCAGUAACAUAUGGAAGAAAAAAAAAAAAGUAAGUUAAAGUCACGUGUAAUCACGAAGCGUGGAUCGAGCAGAGUGGAAACGACAAUACGCAUAAACAUUUAAGGCGAUUUCUUAAUAAUCCGGCUAUAAUAAUCAUGGCGAUAAGCGCGAUCCUUCUUGGUCGAGUUUUUUUUCUUUUUCUUCGAGUUAAUCGCGUCUAGCGAGAACCGUUUCAUUUAUUCAUUAUUACAAUUUAAUCGAAACAUUGUCGUCGUUUCCAUAUUUUCCGAGAUCGGUACACGAAUCAAACGUUCAUCAUUUAUAAAUCACGCGUAAGCGUACGACAUAUGUAUAUAAAACUUACGAGUGUGAUUAGUUAUUAUUAAUGAUCCGAGCGCGUACAUUGAUCGUCGAAGUAAAAAUGGAAAAUGAAAAAUUGUAUCAAAGCUGUUCCUAUUUCGUGACACAUUCCUUCAUGUUCGAAAGAAUAAGCAAAAAAAAAAAAAAAAAAAGAAAAAAAAAGAAAAAAAAAGAAACGAGGGGAGGGAAAGUUUAUCGAAACAUAAGUUAGAACGUUGCAUAACGAUAUCGCGUCAUUCGACACUCGCGUUUGGAAAUAACGGACCUGCACUCUCGUUUCACGCCAUCGAAUUUUCGAUGUAAUUGCCAAAAAAUAUCGAUUCUAUAUUCUCGCUCAUAUUCUACUUACGCGUGCGUACGUCUUCUUCAGACGACAAUAUUACGAUAAAUGUACCGCACGUUGCGCAUAGUUAAACUUUGAUAUUACGCUUGCAAUUAUUAGGGCAAGUAUCGAUUAUACUUUUUUCUUCCUCUUUUUCGAACGUUACGCGGCAUGAUACACAAUACGGAACAACGUUCUACGAUUUAAAUUCCAAAUUAUCGCUUGUUACAUUAGAGAAGCACGAUAAAAGACAUUCGACAAUAGCGUGGAAAACAGAGAAACAAUAGAGAAGAAAAGAAAGAAAAAAUAUCGGUCGCGUACGAGGCUCGAAAAAAAAUCAAGGAUCGACGAGCAAAUCGAACGUAGCGUUUUUCUUUUUUGUCAACGAUGAGGUAAAGAGAAGGUAAAACGUGGAACACGUUUACGACAAACUAUCGAUCGAAAGAAAA